AUGUGUUCUCAGCCGAGUGCACCGACCUACAACAAGCUGACCGGCAGCGCCUUGGGCAAGUAUCAGCUGGCCGCCUUCCUCGGCGCCGAGAAGAAGGACGCCACGCGGUGCGGCCAGGUGUACAAGAGGUGCCCCUUCUCCACCGCGCAGCUGAUGAAGGCGCUGCGGUCCAUGGAAGAGCAGCGGCGCGACGUGGCGGCGGAGCUGCCGCUGGAGGAGUACUUCCAGCUGGUGGCGGCGGCGGACGUGCGCGGCUGUGGAUUGAAGCUGGUCUGUGAGCUUGAAGCCACCGACCCGAGCCUGCUGGCCGACGACCAGCGGCUGAUCCUUGCGCUGUUUAGGGACGCCGUGCUGCCGCCAACCAAGGAGGUGAUGGAGAGCAGCGCCAAGGCCCAGUACGACAUGGCGGCGUUCCUGGGACGCUCAGGCCGAAGCACCGCGUGUCAGGCGUUGUACCAACGCAACUGUCCGUACACCGUUGACCAGCUGAUGGAGGCGUUGCGUUCAGUUGAUGAGCAGUAGCUGGCGACAUCUGUCGUCAGGGAUGCGCAGCAGAGCUGGUGACUCAGUCCGAUAGGGGUGGGCAGUGUUCAUGAGGUCCGCCCGCUGGUUCGGUGCACGGUCGGACCUGGCUCACUAGGCACUCAAGCAUCAACCUUUUUUCAUUUCCCUGUAUGUUACCUGUGCUGUCUGUGUAAGCAUGCUGUGUACGCGAAUUGUUUACGCCAAUACCUGUAGCUUUUCCCUUGGAUCUCCUGCCGACGUUCAACAGGGGUCAUAUGUGAAUACAUUCAUCGAACUGCCAAAUAAAAGAACGCCAAGCGCUUAGUACUGACGGCGAACAUUUGUGUUGGCAAGCUCAGAGAGUUAAACAUUGGUCUGCCAACAUCGGACAGGUUUCAGUUCCGAAUGCGGUUUCCGUUCUCGUUGUAUUUGUUUGCUGGUAUCCUUCGGAGUGGGACGAGUAUCAGUGGGCUCCCACCGGCAAUCAUCAAACUGUCGAAAAGCGGCUCAAUCUAAGCAUCUGUCUUGACGUGCACGGUUGUGUUCGGUCUCUUUUCUCCUAUUCUUACACGUUCUGCUGAGAACCGGCACCAGUUUCCCAUAGUGAGCCCGUGUUUCAUCACAUCGGCGCCAAAAAGCCUGCCCACAUAUUGCGUUAAAGGUGCCACCACACCGCUGCCCAGCAUACUCAUUGAGGCGGUGACGUCAAAGCCCGAAGUGAAAUAAAAAGUAAAACAUUGAAUUACCUCGGGUUAUAUAUACA
This is a messenger RNA of Pollicipes pollicipes, 1267 nucleotides long. RefSeq lists its product as uncharacterized. The record is from RefSeq and is a predicted model, not a curated record. NCBI's taxonomy places the organism in Eukaryota, Metazoa, Arthropoda, Thecostraca, Pollicipedomorpha, Pollicipedidae. The coding region runs from base 1 to 522 and encodes 173 amino acids. The transcript has 4 exons.